This is a messenger RNA of Wasmannia auropunctata (little fire ant), 1500 nucleotides long. RefSeq names its product 26S protease regulatory subunit 4 (gene Rpt2). Lineage: Eukaryota; Metazoa; Arthropoda; Insecta; Hymenoptera; Formicidae. The transcript is spliced from 5 exons. Gene Ontology annotation, molecular function: proteasome-activating activity; ATP binding; ATP hydrolysis activity. The record is from RefSeq and is a predicted model, not a curated record. Gene Ontology annotation, biological process: proteasome-mediated ubiquitin-dependent protein catabolic process. Bases 89 to 1411 code for a protein of 440 amino acids. Gene Ontology annotation, cellular component: proteasome regulatory particle, base subcomplex.
UUAUCGACCGCGCGCAAUCGAGUCGCUGGCGAAUGACUCCGCCGUUUCGAAGAGCGAGUCAAGCCAGAUCGAGCGUUGUGACGGAGGGAUGGGUCAGAAUCAAUCUGGGACUGGUGGCAGCGGAGGAGACAAGAAGGAUGACAAGGACAAGAAGAAGAAGUACGAGCCGCCGAUCCCCACGAGAGUGGGCAAGAAGAAGAGGCGCACCAAAGGGCCGGACGCGGCGCUGAAACUGCCGCAGGUGACACCGCACACGCGUUGCAGGCUGAAGCUGCUGAAGAUGGAGCGCAUCAAGGAUUACCUGCUGAUGGAGGAGGAGUUCAUCAGGAAUCAGGAGCGCCUGAAGCCGCAGGAGGAGAAGAACGAGGAGGAGAGGUCGAAGGUGGACGAUCUCCGCGGCACGCCGAUGUCCGUCGGGACGUUGGAGGAGAUAAUCGACGACAAUCACGCGAUAGUGUCCACCUCGGUCGGCUCCGAGCAUUACGUAUCCAUACUGUCGUUCGUGGACAAGGAUCAGUUGGAGCCUGGUUGUUCUGUAUUAUUGAACCACAAAGUUCACGCCGUUGUUGGCGUCCUAGGGGACGACACCGAUCCCAUGGUUACGGUGAUGAAGCUUGAAAAAGCUCCGCAGGAGACCUACACCGAUAUCGGAGGUCUUGAUACUCAAAUUCAGGAGAUUAAAGAAUCUGUAGAAUUACCAUUGACCCAUCCGGAGUACUACGAGGAGAUGGGCAUUAAACCUCCGAAGGGCGUGAUACUCUACGGUCCACCUGGCACUGGAAAGACACUGCUCGCCAAGGCUGUGGCCAAUCAGACAUCGGCCACAUUCCUGAGGGUUGUUGGUUCCGAGCUUAUACAGAAAUACUUAGGGGACGGCCCGAAGCUCGUGAGGGAGCUGUUCAGAGUCGCUGAGGAGCAUGCACCCUCCAUUGUCUUUAUAGACGAGAUAGACGCGGUAGGAACGAAGAGAUACGACAGCAACAGCGGCGGCGAGAGGGAGAUUCAGAGAACCAUGUUGGAAUUGCUUAAUCAAUUGGACGGUUUCGAUAGUAGAGGCGACGUGAAAGUGGUAAUGGCUACGAACAGAAUAGAGACCCUGGAUCCCGCUUUAAUUAGACCCGGUCGAAUCGAUAGGAAAAUAGAAUUCCCGCUACCGGACGAGAAAACUAAAAGAAGAAUCUUCAAUAUUCACACCAGCAGAAUGACCUUGGCGCCUGACGUGAAUCUUGCGGAAUUGAUCAUGGCGAAGGACGAUCUUUCUGGCGCGGACAUCAAGGCGAUAUGUACCGAGGCUGGUUUAAUGGCUCUACGUGAACGACGUAUGAAGGUUACCAGCGACGAUUUCAAGAAGUCCAAGGAAAGUGUGCUGUACCGGAAGAAGGAAGGUUCCCCCGAAGGAUUAUAUUUAUAAAAAGAAAAACAUUUAUUAUCAAUAAUCACUGUACGACUGAGUCGCGAAGCUAUCCGAGUGUCUCGUAUAAUAAAAGUUUCUAUAGGAAA